CUUAAUGCUUUGUACAUUAAAAAGGCCUGCAAAUAUAAAUGCUAGUAAAGCAUCAGUCAAUGAAUCCAAGCUACCAAAGUUUCAAGUUUUAAAGGCAGGUUCAUGUCCAUCAACAAGCACACCAUCUAAAUGUACAAUCCCUAGAGCACGUUCCAUGCAGAACAAAAAGAGUUCUGAUCGAGUCAGUGUCCUGAGAAAAAAUGUGCUAAGGAGAUCCAUAAGAAAUGGACAAAAGAAAGCAAAUGAUGAUUCUAGAUUUCCACCAGACUUGCCUAGAGCCUCUUCUCAUUUGAAAGGAGAUUCUGAAAAAACCAAAGACAUAUCAACGGCGAACAUAAUUAUAUCGAACACUUCGUCCUCAUUGCCGGUCAUGAAGAAUGGUAAUACCAGCUCAAAGGUGACGCCGGAUCCUGUGGUUUCAUAUAGUACCGGUGUAUGUUCCUCCGAAUGUCAGGAUGUGUCUGUGCAAGCUACUGUCUCUCAUCCACAUAACACCUUUAAUUCGGUUAGGGACAUGCAACACUCACAAAUUCAAACAAUGAAACCAUCAGGCUUGCGAAUGCCAUCACCAUCACUAGGAUUUUUUCGUCAGUCGGAUGCUUCUGAGGCACACCGGCUAUCACGGAGAAAUGCAGAGUCUAGUGUUGGAAAGCUGCAAGAAAUUGGUGACAUGAGGUCCCUGAGUGCAUUCGCAGUUCAAAGAGUCACCGGCAACACCCCAACGAUGUAUACCAGGGAUAAUGUUUGCACCGACAUGGAAUGCUCUGUAGCAACAAGUUCUCAACAAGCAAUCAAGUCAUGCUCAGGUUAUGAUGCUGCACUAAACAAACUGAAGACUGCCUGUGAUUCUAAGAAUCCCAAGCUUGUAAGUAAUAAAAAUGGAGAUCAUAAUGUCUGUAGUGUUAAUGGAAAAGUAAAUGCCACAGAAUCAUGGAUAAAUGGUCCGGAACUUGUGGAUACUGGAGAUUGUGGGCAUGUUUCUGAAGAAGAUCAAAAGAUAAUUGGUUCUAAAGGAUGUAGAAGCUCUAGUACGUCAGAUUUAGAAAAUUAUCAGUCUGUGUUCCAGAAAAACUGUACAACACAACCCAUGGACACAUUUAGAGGGGAAACACUGGUGAAUAGUUCAGAUGUGGUAAAUAUGCCAAGCAACUCUGUGGUCUCAUUUGAAGGUUCCUUUUCUGACUUUGGGUCAGGUAAUAUUCUUAUGUGUGGUGGUGAGAAGACAAUUUCAACUAGUCGUAAAAGUGAUAUGCAAGAAGUUUAUUGCUCACCCGAGGAGCAAUCUGAUAAUAACUUGUGUAGUUUUGAUUUUUUGAGCCAUGAAUCUCAAGAUUCUGAAGAUCCUAAUCUUGUAGGUUUAUUAAAUACUGAAGUAGAACCAGAUUACAUAGCUUUCACAGUUCAGGACUUGCAUAUUCUUUCUUCAGAAGAAAAUAUCAUUUUGGAGGGAAAUGAUAAAUCGGAUUCAGGAGAUUCUGUACUUCACACCUCAAAAGAUGUCCUGUCUGCUCAAAGUUGCAACAGUACCCCUCAUGUGGUUUUAAUGGAGGAUUUUCCAGCAAAACAAAGAGAGAAGUGUUCUGAGUCUUCUGACUGCUUUAACAAGGAGAGUCAGACGGUUAAGCUGAAUGACAGUAAUAUUUUUGACGACUAUAAAAAAUGUGAUCUAAAUGUUUCUGAGAAUGUAGACCCUUGUAAUGCCAUCUCAGUUGAUAAAUUUGAACAGUCAGAUGUGCCUACAUUCAAUUUUGCCUUGACCAGACAAGAUACACACACUGUAUCUGAAGAAUCAGAAAGAACCCGAGACUUGGGUAGUGCUCCAGAACCAAGUGACGGGGGUGGAAAUGAAGCUGUAAGAUCAAGUUAUUUCAAUGUAGAGCCAGUUAUGGGAGGAAUUGACGCUAAAACAGAUUCAUCUGUUGAACCAUUGGGUUUUUUAGGAAAUCCUUCUAUGCCUGAAGAUGCCGAGCUUCUGUCAAACAAAGUGUUACUUUGUGAUACAGAAUUUAAUGGAAAAUCCGCAUCUGUGAAUAUUGACUCAUCUACACAGACAAGCAAAAUGUGUAUUUCAAAAGCAUCUACUACUCACAUGGGCCUGGUUGAAAGUAUAUACGAGUCAUCAAUGAGCAAUCAUGGAGUUUGCAUGCAAGAUCAGAAUGUUAUGGGAAAUGAAUCUGAAGCAAGAACCUCUAUGACCAUCAAUAGUCAUGCUACUGACUUUUGUGUUGAGUUAGGCAAUGCUAAAUGUGUCACAAGCAAUAAGAAUGAUGUUGUGUCAGCAAAAAGAACUGAGGAUGGUAAGAAUGAAAGUUACCUCAGCUUAAUACCCCCACGAAAUGCAGUUCCUUUUUCGGAUGAAUGGUUUGCUGCUAUUGAAGCAGCUGGAGAGGAUAUUUUAACCAUGAAAGGAGGUGCUGUACAGAAUUCGCCCCCAGAUAAAUCUCUACCUGAGCCAAGUCCAUGGUCACCGGUUCAACGUCACAACAAUGUUGGACCUCAUGAUUGUACAAAGAUCAUGCGCAAUAUGGCUGGGCCUUCGGAUUCCUAACUCCCAAGUAAACUAAGGUUUGAGACUCAGUAUUUUGAUCAGCCUAACAAGACCAACCCCAUAAGAGUAGAACUGUAAAGUGUGCCUACCACAUGUAUAAUCAAUAUUCUUCUACAUCAUCAUAGGGACCCCCUUAUCUGAUCUCACAUUCCACAGUGACACCCCAUGGGAUUGAGGUUUACAUUUUAGGAGUAAGAUACUAAGAUGUGAUCCAAGUCACACCCCAUCAUAUUUUUACAGUAGCACUUUGUUAAGUCAUUUAGGUGCACUAAUAAAGCUUUUGAAUGCCA
Molecule: messenger RNA, 2838 nt
Organism: Cuscuta campestris
Lineage: Eukaryota; Viridiplantae; Streptophyta; Magnoliopsida; Solanales; Convolvulaceae
Source: the annotation of a GenBank genome assembly